Messenger RNA from Mercenaria mercenaria, 7468 nucleotides. RefSeq names its product IQ motif and SEC7 domain-containing protein 1-like. The record is from RefSeq and is a predicted model, not a curated record. The coding region runs from base 993 to 4034 and encodes 1013 amino acids. The transcript has 13 exons. Lineage: Eukaryota; Metazoa; Mollusca; Bivalvia; Venerida; Veneridae. Gene Ontology annotation, molecular function: protein binding; guanyl-nucleotide exchange factor activity. Gene Ontology annotation, biological process: regulation of ARF protein signal transduction; actin cytoskeleton organization.
UAUAUGUCAUUCGUUAAUGUUGUGAUAUUGAACAUCUGAUAAGAAUUAGAAAAUUGUGAAGUUUUGUAAAAAGAAUUUACCAUUGGUUAUGUUCUUUGAAGGAGUUGAAGAAUUAUAAAUAUUAAGUGGAAAUAUAUUAAGUGAAUAUUAUUGCUGUAACAGGAUAUGGUGUUUUCUAUAUAACAGGAUAAGAUUAUAUUUUGUUAACAUGAUACAAGUUUUCCUUUGGAGAAAAGUAAAUAAAGAGUACCUGGAUAAAGCGGGAAGUGUAAGAAAAAUAACACUUGAGGAAUUGGAUGUUGAAGGCAUUGCAGAUUUGUUUCCCCUCAUUAGACUGGGCUUAUCAGCAGUUAUAAUGAUUCAUUUCACUUCCUGAAUAGAUAAAGUAGAUUGAAUGAAGAGAUCGAAUUGCAAAAAGAUAAAAAUCUGGACACUCAUCAGAUCUUGUUUGGUGGUUCAGGGUGAUUUUGGACAAUUUGAAACUAAAACUAGAGAAAAUAUCAGUGAUAUAUGAUCUACAGAUAACUAAACAAGGGAGGAGUCAGCCUUGUUUAGUACAUGAUAUUACUAAUGCAAGAAGAGACAGGUUACUUAGUGUGGUUAACCAAAUUGUAUACAGUUUCAUUAUUGGACCCAUAAAAUAUUUGAGAUAAACCUUUCCUGAAUUAGUGGAGAGUUGAAGCAGUUGUGUGGUUUUAGAAAGAAACAAUGCACAGCUUGUCAUAACAAUGUAAUAAAGUGUAUCAGAAAAAGUUUGGUCUGGAUCUGCUAAAACAGCGUUGAUAUUGAUCUUUGACUAAAGAUUUUAAUUUCCGAGUCCGGGUAUAGAUGGCAUGGGAGCAGUUGAUGAAAGAAAACGAGAAGAAAUUUGAUAUCAGAUAGCCUAUUUUGUUCCGUAAAUUAUUUCGCUUGAUUAUGUAAUAAUGAAGAGUUGAUGAUCUCAUUAAAAAGACAUUGUAAUAAAGUAGAGACAAGUGUUAAAGGUCGGGGACAUGAAUGACCUAGACUUUGAUGGGUCAGCCGAGGGGUGGAGAUUACAAGACACUCAUCAUGCCACACACACACACUCUGAUCCAUGUAUAUACCAAAGUGUUACUAGUGCCCGUGCCAGUGACGAGCUGUUGCGACAGAAGGCAAGAUCUCGGUCUGUAGGAGGUGCUGCUGCAAAAGAGUCUUCCACAAGGCCAGUUAAAGUUGCAACACAACAUUCAGUGGGCAACUCAAGUGUACGUCGUCAACGGUCACUGAGACGGACAGAGGAUGAGUUGAUCAAACGAUCGCGGGCACAAUCUGUGAAUUAUGAAUUGUCACAGGAUUUACAAGAUAAACAAGUUGAGAUGCUAGAAAGGCGAUACGGUGGCUCAGUAAAAUCCCGCCGUGCCGCUAAAACUAUACAACGUGCCUAUAGGCAAUAUUGUAUGAAUAAAAAUUUCCAGAAGUUAAGAAAUUCCGUUGCAGAGCGAAGAUUAUCAAAAUUAGGGAGGAGUAAUACAGUGUGGUCUGAUAGAAUAGCUACUGAUGCUCAAUUCACAAUGGGCGCAACUGUGAUCGAAAAUGGGGAUUUAACAAAUAAACAUCACUCUGACUUAUAUGGUAAUGAUUCCAGAAAAAGGUUCACUGAUGCAGAUCCUCAUCGUAUGAAGCAACAAAUGAGUUUUGAUCAAGGUUAUAAUAAAUUUGAUAUGCAAAAAUUGCGCACGUCAAGACGUGAUCGCAAGUUGGAGAGAUGUCGGGAAAUAGACGUUACUGAUAAUGGGCACCCGAUGAAAGAUGGCAGACGUAAAACGGAAGAAAAUAACAAUAGAAAUUCAUGCCCAGAAAUGAAUGAUAGCAGUGCUAGUGACUCUCCACAAGUGACGCCGUACGAAAGUGCAGUAGAUAUACAUAGUUUAGAUUUUGAAACAUUAGUAGAAAGUAAAGGGUCUGAUAUUUUAACAGACAGUUUUCAAAGUGAUGCUAGUCAAGAUAUAAACGUCACAUUGUUAGGUAUGCACAAAGCGUCUGGGACAUCCUUGGCAUCGAGCAAUAUAAGUGCAGAUACGCUAGGCAGUAAUCGUAGUAUUAAUUCAUCGUAUGAAAACUUUAGAACUGUGUCAGAAUCUAGUGAUAGUGCUUCAAUAACUAGUAGUCAAAAUGACAUGAGUAAAGAUGUUUCACCAGAUCGAACGCGAUCACGGGAACAAAAACAUAUGCAAGAACAAACUGUAAAAUAUUUAAUGAAUAGCUCAGAAGUUAAGUACAGAUCACGGAAAGAUUCCGGGCAGGCUCAGAAUAUAAAUGACGCUAAACGACCACCGGUUCCAAGUCGUGCGCCAGAAGCUUCCCCUAUAUGGAAACGUAAAAACGGCAAUUUAAAUGGUUCAACUGGUUCUGUUGGAAAAUUAGAUGUAAAACGAAUGAGUAAUAUAUCAGAAACUAGCGAACCGGACAGUGAGAACCAGUAUUCUAGUUCACCAAGUUCAGAAAAUGUUAGUGCAGAAAACAUUAGUAUAGUUGGUGACAGUUUAAGUUAUCAGAGACGAAUACGUUUGAGUGUAACACCUGAUCAUCCACAUGUCGGACCAAAAACAGCAGACAAACAACGCAAACGUGUAUACAGAAUUGGAUUAAAUUUAUUCAAUAAAAAACCAGAAAAAGGUCUCAGUUUUCUGUGUGAGCAUGGUUUCAUCAACGAGUCGCCAGAGACUGUGGCACGAUUCUUGAUCACACGGAAAGGUCUCAGUAAGCAGAUGAUUGGCGAGUAUUUGGGCAACCUUCAGAACCCCUUUAACAUGGAUGUGCUAUGUUACUUCUCAGAGGAGAUAGAUCUAUCAGGACUGCAGGUUGACAUGGCACUCAGGAAAUUCCAGUCUUACUUCAGAAUGCCCGGUGAAGCACAGAAGAUUGAGAGAUUGAUGGAGGUAUUUGCAGAAAGGUAUGUUGACUGUAACCCGGACCAAGUAAAGAACUUCAAGAACCAAGAAACUGUGUUAUUGCUCGCUUUUGCGAUCAUCAUGCUGAACACGGACCUCCACAAUGCCAGCAUUAAACAAGAACGAAAAAUGAAGUUGGAAGAUUUUAUCAAAAACCUUAGAGGAAUUGAUGAUGAUGAAGACGUUGACCGUGAUUUAUUAACUGGUAUCUAUGAGCGGGUAAAGGCACAGGAAUUCCGACCAGGAGUUGAUCAUGUGACCCAGGUCAUGAAGGUUGAACAAACUAUUGUUGGGAACAGAAAACCUGCCCUGGCACUACCUCAUCGUAGACUGGUGUGUUACUGUCGAUUGUACCAGGUCCAUGACCCAAACAAGAAAGAAAAGAUUGGGCUCCAUCAAAGAGAAGUCUUUCUCUUCAAUGAUCUUUUACUGGUGACGAAGAUCUUCAGUAAGAAGAAGACCGGUAUAACAUAUUCCUUCAAACAGUCAUUCUCAUUGUGUGAUAUGCAAGUUUACCUCUUUGAAACACCUCAUUAUGCCUUUGGUGUGCGACUGGUCAACAACUUAGAUGGGAAAGUUCACAUAACCUUUAAUGCAAGAAAUGAUCAUGACAGGCAGAAGUUUGUGGAAGAUUUAAAAGAAGCUAUUUUAGAAUGUAAUGGCAUGGAAACAUUACGUAUAGAUGAGCAACAGCGAAACAACCAAGUACAUACUCCACUAGAUCGCCACUAUUCCAAUGAUGACACACGGAUCAACAUGUACGACUACAUGAAGACAUCGGACCCUAACUCUAAUAGGUUGUCUGCCCCUGAUUACAGUGGCUUGAAGCAGUCGUUUCCCUUGUCAAAUUCUCUCACUGACCUUUGUGGAGCUCAGGCAAUGCGUCGAGGUAGCAGUGGUGGUUCACUUGACAGUGGCGUUCAUUCUGGUAGUACAGGAAGUGCCAACAGUACCGAGAUAUCGUUUGGCAGCCAGAGUAGUCAGUCAAGUCUGAUGAAGGGGCUCGCACUCACGGCACCAACCAUGGCCACAACAUCAAAACUGGCAAUGCCUGGACCUGCUCGUAGCAAACCCAGCUCAUCUAAUCUGAAACGACCAGUGCCAGAGGGUACCGAGGUCUGAACUGAACGGAUUAUACAGAAUGCAUAGAACUGAUGUCGUAUUUAGAUUCUGAACACUGAGCUGAGGUGUUUAGAUUCUGAACACUGAGUUGAAGUAAUGUUUAAAUUCUGAAUACUGAGGGGAGGUCGUAUGUAGAUUAAUAUGCACAUAGAAGUAGGGUCGUGUUUAGAUUCUGAAGUUGGUAUAUAAAAAUGACACAUUAGGGUCAAAUAUAGUGUGCAAAAUGCAAGUACUAAGCUGUUUGUUACAAACAUUCAUGUAUUUAUCUAUGGCAUUGUGGAUGUUUGCUCUUUAUACAAACAUACAAGUAUUUAUCUGCGACAUUGUGGCCGCCUGCACGUGAAGAAUCGAUGGGUAACAUCAGAGAUGGCAUGUUUUUCAGGGAGACACAUGGGAACUCGGUUUCAAAGACCAGAAUCUGCAUAUUGGAAUAUAAUGGCUAACAUAAAACAGUGUAAUUAUUCUGUUGAAAUAACUUACGUGUUAAAAUUAAUAAUUGGAGUUAACAAUUAAUAGUGAUGCCCAGAGAAUUAAUAUCUGGUGACAGUCAUUGGAUUUAAAAUGCAUGUGUAAAGUUAGUAGGCCUUUAAUGACAGUCGGUAAUUACAGUUUGAUGAUGUUUUCUCUGUUCGUGAUUUCUGCAUUCUCCUGUUGUCAGGGAAACCAUUGGGUGUAUGAGUUUCAUUUAUGACAGAAGAAUGCUGAAAUAACAGAUGAUAAUAAUAAACUACACAGAAAUUGUCAAUUGUCCACUACUUUGAAGAAGGUCAUUAUUUAUAUGUGACAAAACAUCCCUCAGACAUAAUUAUAAAAGUCAAAAUUACAAUUACAAUUCCAAAACUGAUCAGUUUGAUAAUAUUUAUGUUGUGCUGUUUCUACUGGAAACAAGAUUGAAUUACACAGUACAAGAGUACAGUUUGGGUAACAGUUCAUAUUUAUGCCAUAGGAGGCAUUGUAUAAGAAGUAGUGUGCUCAUAUGCACAAGUGUUACCUCAUUGAUCACACUGUGCAUGCGCUUAUAAUAAUCAAAAUCUGAUUAAAGUAGAACUUUGCAGCAGACGACUAGACCCUGUUGUCUUACUGAUGAUUGGAAUUUUUAAUUGUUCUACAGAAAAAAAUCUUUUCCAAAUAUUCUAAUGUAAGAUCUGAGAGAACAAUCUGUAUUUAACUUGAAACUGUGCAUAUAAAUCAAUGCCUAUUUAACACAUGUAACAUUAAUAUAUAUCUGUCUAAUUAUCCUAGAUAAUUUUAAGAUUUGUGCCAAAAUGCUGGACAUUUUUUUUUGCAAAUCCUGUUCUUAUUGUAUUUGUAAUGUUGUAUAUGCAUUAUAUCAAAUGUGUAAAGAAAUCCUGAAUAUUGUGUCCAGUUAUAUGAUAGCGUAACAACACACAAGCAACGUCACUGAUGUAUUUCUGAUAUGAGCAAUUAUGUAAUCUACUUAAGAAUAGAAUAUACAUGUAUCUUCAGCCACCAUAUCAAAUGCACAAUUUUUACAAUAUAUUGGAUACUACAUACUUUUUUCUUAUAUAUAUUUUUUUCAACAAUUAUACAAUAUUUCUAACAACUGGUUCAUUGUGCUGGAGAAAAAUAAACAUGUACAGAUGGUUUGUUUACUAGAAUGUAGGCAGUUCAUUUUGAUACAACUCUAGUGUUUUUCCUAACAUCCAUACAAUUAUAUUAAAAUUGCAAGAAAUGUGAAAUUUACAAUCAUGGAAAAAAUGGAAACAGAUUGGUUCAUUUGCAUAUACAUUAAAAGAAAGGUAUAUAUGAACGAAAAGAGGAACUCGAGUAAUUAUGCAUCAAAAAGAACUAUUCUGUGUAAGUUUGUUAAAAAAAUUGGUUCACAUUUUGCAUUUAUUCUCUUUCUGUAGAAGUGUGUUAUAAAAUACUUAAUGUAAGGAAAUGUAAUAAUUGUGUUUGUAAUGGCAUAUUUUUUUGUAACAAUAGCCCAGUACUUUUUCCAUUGUAUUAUUUAACAGCAUAUUGUUGUUGGUCACUAAGUGAUAAAUUUCUGUUUGAAUUUGCCACUGUUGCAGUGAAGUUUUUGACAAUGUUAACAUAGACUGCCAAAUGGUUUCUGAACAAAGCCAGAUUGUUUUUCACUGUCACUUUUCCGUCAUGUAGACAUCAACUCAUCCUCACCACAACACAAUUUACAUUACUAACACCAAUUAGGACCAAAUUCCAUGUACAUUGUAUAUUUCUGUGUAAAUAUAUGUCUCACUAAUAUUUAAUAUAAAUUGUGUACAAAACAAAAAAACUAUGUGCAAUCAAUUGUAUAUAUUUAUUUGUGAAUCACCUUGUAAGGUAUACAGCUUAUUGGGUCACCUUGACUUGCCAGGAUAUUGGGCAUGUGUACAUUUUUAUCUUGAUAUAUUUACAUCUCUAAAGCUUGAGCUGUUCAUGAAACAAAGCAUUGUUAGUGUAACAUUAGUCAGAUUGAAAUUAGCUUGAAAACUGAAAUGAGCCGCACCAUGAGAAAACCAACAUUGCGCAUUUGCGACCAGCAUGGAUCCAGACCAGCCUGCACAUCUGCACAGUCUGGUCAGUAUCCAUGCUGUUCACUUUCAAAGCCUAUUGAAAUUAGAGAAACUGUUAGCGAACAGCAUGGAUCCUGACCAGACUGCGCAGAUGCGCAGGCUGGUCUGGAUCCAUGCUGGUCACAAAGCCACUAUGUUGGUUUUCUCAUGGUGUGGCUCAAAUAGUUCUGCAGAUUUGUUCUUAUAUUUGCUUUAAAGUGUAAAGUUUCUACAUUAGAAACUACACCUUGCAGAUUUUAACAGUUCUAAAACUAUAAGAAAGGACACAAAGACGAGAAAUGAAAGGUAUUCCUAAACACAAUUUAAGAUGAGAAAUGUAACAACAGUUGGUAAUUUCUGUUCGAUAUCAUAUUUUUCUCGUGCUAUUUUAGCAUUGAUCAGAGUGUAAUUUAGCUAUGUUGAGCACAUGGCUUUAGGUUCCAGCUGGAAAGUUCCGAAAUAGAAUACCAAAUGGGAUGGGAAUUUCCCGUUGUACAGGUGUACUAAGAACUCCAUAACACAGCAUGGAUAUGUAUGUAGAACAGUUAUUACUGGCCGAGUGUUUUAAGUUUUAUUUGAAAUCAUUACAUAUGCAGUUUUAAUUACAUAUUGAUGUAUAUUGUGUAACCCAAUGAGCUGUAUGUCCUACGUGGUGUUGUUGUUGAUGUGUUAUUGCAGUAGUUAUCAUUUAUACUGUGUCUACAUUUAUUAACUGUUGCUGGUCUAGUAUUGACUUUUUAAGUGUAAAGUAGCGCCAUUUUUUUUUCUUUUUUUGUGUGUGAUACAAAUGUGUAAUCUUAGAUGUACAUACAAAAAUCAUUUUACACAUUUUACCGUUUUCAACUCUAGUUGAAGACUUUAAUUGUAAAAGUAUCUGUUUUAAAGAGACGGAUCAAUAAAUUAUGAAAGAUGAAA